GCGGCGGGGGGCAAGGGCCGUCAGGCACGGGGGCUUCUGGGAGUUGUAGUCCCGCGGGGCUGUGCCCGGCCACCGCGCCGGGGGCAGCUUUCCAAGCACCUGUCCGCUGGGUGCGAGGCUGGAUGACUCCGUGCUCCACCGCUCCCUUCGGGGUGGUGCAGGGCAGCUGCUGGCUGGCAGGCCAACCAGGAACCGCUGGAAGAGGCACAGGAGACACGUCAAGGACUGACUUGCACUGGAGAGCUCCAAGCCUGCGUCUAUGGCAGUGCUGGGGAUGAGAGGAUGGAUGGGUAUCUUGAGCAUAGGUUUGUGUUGAAUGAGGUGAAGAUCCAUGGACUUUCAUUGCUGCAGAAUAGAAGAGCUCAGAUGGCACCACAUCAAGGAGCUGUGAACCUUGGUAGAUACUAUCUUGAGAGAAGCCUUGUGAAAGCAAAUGCAGAUAGUGCUGCUGACUCAUAGGAGAUGGACAGGAAAAGGCUACUUCCACUUCUGCUUAUCUCUGGCUUCCUUCAGCAUGCAGUUGGUGAGGACUUAGUGUCUGUCUCCACAGUUCUUUAAUAUCCUUGUAAUCAGCUUGCUCAAUGUGUCUCCACAAAAACAGCUGGGAGAUGUCAUUCAUAUAGCUGUGGAAGGCGUUAUCAGCUCUUGAGGAGACCUUCCCCUGCACACACACACUCAUACCACUCAAGGCUGGCACUGUAGCAGAGGAAGAUGGAGCUCGUAGAUCUCCUGGCAUUUUCCCCCACAGAAAUGAACAGUACAACUUUCACUCUGGCUUUGCUGGCGGUCUUCGUGGUUCUGCUGUACUGGUACUCUACCUCUGCCUUCUCCAAACUAAGCAAAGUAGGGAUCAGACAUCCUCCACCUCUUCCUUUCAUUGGAAACCUGCUCUUUUUCCGAGAGGGCUUUUGGGAAAACCAUACAAAACUCAUAAAGGAGUAUGGACCUGUUUGUGGAUACUACAUUGGUCGCCAGAUGUUUGUGGUGGUCUCCACACCAGAGAUGAUCAAGCAAAUCUUAGUGACAGACUUCAGUAACUUCACCAACAGAACUAAGCCGAAUUUGAUUUCCAAGCCAAUGCUCGACAGCAUCCUUUGUCUUCGUGAUGACAGAUGGAAAUAUGUCCGGAGCGUGCUGACCCCAGCCUUCAGUGAUACCAAACUGAAAGAGAUGACACCGCUAAUAAACCAGGCCUGUGAUGUCCUGCUGAGUAACUUGAAAGUCUAUGCAGAUUCUGGCAAAGCUUUUGAUAUCCAGAGGUGUUACAACUGCUUUACCUUGGAUGUUGUUGGUAGCGUAGCUUUUGGUACGCAGGUGGACUCUCAGAAGAAUCCUGAUGACCCCUUUGUUAAGAAUUGCAGAACAUUCUUUGAAGUGUCUUUGUUUAAGCCUCUUCUUAUUCUAAUCCUUUCUUUCCCAUUCAUAAUGAUCCCACUGCUUCGAAUUCUGCCAAACAAGAAACAAAAGGAACUGAAUGGAUUUUUUAUCCAAACUAUAAAAAAUGCAAUUGUCUUCAGAGACCAGCAAGAUGCAGCUGAGAGACGCAGAGAUUUUAUCCAGUGGAUGCUCGACUCCCGCAACUCAGCUGACUCCUUGGCAGCUGGAUGUUUUGAUAUGAUCAGUCCAGCCACCACUUCCAGCCAGGACGAGGUGCCUCCUGCUGGCAAGACCUCAUCUGAAAAGGUUCAGAAGACGUUAACGGAUGAUGAGAUAGCAGGCCAAGCUUUUCUCUUCCUGAUCGCUGGGUACGAGACUACCACUAGCACCCUGUCCUUCGCCACGUACUUGCUAGCCACCAACCCAGAGUGCCAGGAGAAGGUGCUUCAGGAAAUAGAUGAGUUCUCAGCAAAGCACAUGAUCCCUGAUUAUCAAAAUGUACAAGAGCUCCCUUAUCUGGACAUGGUGAUUGCAGAGACAUUGCGCAUGUAUCCACCUGCAUUCAGGUUCACUCGGGAAGCUGCUAAGGACUGUGUAGUGCUGGGACAGCAUAUUCCAGCCGGGGCUGUCAUCGAAACCGCAGUUGGACAUCUCCACCACAACCCCGAGUUCUGGCCAGAGCCAGAGAAAUUCAUUCCUGAGAGGUUUACAGAGGAGGCGAAGAAGGAACAACAUCCCUUUGCAUAUCUGCCCUUUGGGGCAGGGCCCCGUGGCUGUAUUGGCAUGAAGAUGGGUUUGCUGGAGACCAAAAUGACUCUGCUAAGGAUUUUGCAGAAGUUUCGAUUUAAGAUCUGCCCAGAGACUGAGAUUCCUUUGCAGCUGAAAUCAAAAGCCACGCUUGGACCAAAAAAUGGAGUCUACAUUACACUAGAAUCUCGCUAAAAGAAAAUGUACAUCCUGAAACCUCUUGGGACAGGACCCCUUGUUUAGUGACUCACUGGGUAUAAUUAUUUUUCAAAACCCCAAUGACAGGUAGGAGCCUAAGUCCCACCGAAGGUCAGCAGGUGCUGCCUGAUUGUCCUCCUAUGGGAGAGCUUCAAAUCACUUUUUAAAGCGAGGUCUGGGCUUCACAGUCACUUGGUGGUUUUAAAAGUUGCUGUGAAUAGUGUAUGUAAAGAAGCAAGCCACUCUCACUAGCUUUUCUACGUUACACUUCCUUUCACUCAUCUGUAAGAGGCUUUCUCAAUGCUCAAAUUCAGUGAACAGAGCAGGUGUUAAAUGUACACUAGAUUUACGAUAGGUUUUAAUUACCAUUCAUUAUCUGACACAUUCUGCUGAUGCACUUUUAAACCCCUACUCCAGAAAAAGCCCAAGAGGCACCACAGUUAUAGCAGAAGAACUGAAAUUCAGUGCAUUGGAUUUUAUCCUGAACUGUGCUGAAAAUCAAAGCUGAGUCUCCUGCACACCUAACCUCUCCUUAUGUCUGUAAAGUGGAAAGAGCAGCACCUUCAUGCUUUUGAAAUGUUUUGAAAUACACUUAAAUUAACAAUUUGCACUUGGCACGUUGCAUCGACACGACUGAAAAGGAAUGAAGAAUUCCCGUUUGCCAGUUAAGUUCCAGUAACUAAGACCAAAGAAAUGAGAUGGUAGCCAUUUUACUGGUUACUGAACUGAUAUUGAAAAGGUGGAGGAAAAUAAGAUAGGAAUUUAAAGGAAGCAGGAGGACUGGGGAAGAUUUAAGGGUAAUCAGAAGAUGUUGGCAUAAUGUCUGUUUCACUGCUCUGAAGCCUUUCUUUUCCAAGCGUUGCAGCUGACACCAUUGACUAGCUCAUUGACUCAAGGAAAUUAACAGUGCUGCAUGCACUAAAGCCAAUGUCCAGGGAGUGGGAUCCAAGGCGAUCAGUCUCAGCAGCUCUCUUGACUUAUGUGACUCUGGAGCAGGUCUUGUCCCAAGUGCCUCACUCCACUCAGGUGGGAUUACCAGUUGCUACAGCAACGGAUCAAUUCAAGCUGUAUGGCUGUGCACAUCAUUUUCACAGCCAGAGCAGCAGUAUGCUUCCUGUCUUCACAUUCCCUCCAUGCUCUUUCCUACUCCUCUACAAAGCCAUUCAAUCACCACACAACUCAUAGGGCACCAUACAGCAGUGACUGAUUGACUUGAAAACUUCAGGGGGCUGUAAAGCAAGAAGACAAAACCUUUAUAGGAGAUUAUCUCAAUUUGAGGGUCUUUUUUUUUUUUUUUGUUAGGUGUUGGUUGUUUUUUAUUUUUUUAUAAACAGAGAAAAAAAUCUUCUGGAAUUGUAAGGAAGCACCUUUCAGUUCCUUACAAGUAUUGACCUUCUGCCUGUUGAUAUACUCUGCUAGAGGUUUCCUUAAGUACAGCAUGUCUCUUGAUGGGAUGCACAGAGAAGUGCCAUGGCAGCAGUGGGAAGAGACUGACUGCUCAGCUUCUCUGCAAGGAUUGCUGGAAGGAGCCAUCUGUUCGCUGAUCCCUAGCUGUAGUUUCUCUCCAGCAAGCACCUUUUGCUGCCUUCUUCCCACAUGCUGCCUUAACACUGAUCAAAUUACUGUAUCUUGCUCCUGGAAGACGUUGUCUUUUUCUUUCAUGGGAUUUCUUUUUUUUUUGUUUUGUUUUCACCAGAACUGUAGAGGUAGCAGUGAAGUACUAACCUGACAUUCACGGAUUUGUUCCUGUUUCCAAGGAACAUCCCUGUCAUGCUGAACAGAAGUGCCCUGUUACAGACAGUGAUUUUAUGGAUUAGUGAUGGAGUGACUGCUAGUUGUAAAGCAACACGGUGUAUAUACUCUAAUUUCUACAUGUUAUUCAUCCCUUUUUCCUCUUGGAAAUGGUGUCCUGACAGCUGAUUUUCUGGUCAGCUUAUAUAUACAAAUGACAAAAAGUUGGAUGAUCCUUGCCUAGAAACUUCCUACCUACCUGACUGAGCAGAAGGCUCAUGCCAAAGUCUAACUAACCCAGCCAUUAAAGGCUUGUUUGUCUCCUCAAUUUUUUAUUUUUUUUUUAACCAUCUUUCUUUCAUACGUAAAUUAUCAGGUCUUUGUGUUUCAUUUUGGAAUAAUUACUGCAACCUAAAUGAAACUGGUGUGUGCUUUUCUAUGGGCUUUUCUUAUCUGAACAGCACUUAUCUUGCCUUCUUAUCUGAAUCCUGUUUGUACUCUCAGUAUUUAUCUGAGACAGCGCCACUCAUGUAGAGUAGCUGAACAACUCAUGUUUCUGGGGCUGAACAGAAUGCUAUCAUCUUGACUGCCAUGUUGACUCUGCUGGGAAAAAAAAAAAAAAAAAAAAAAAAAAAAAAAAAAAAACAGUUCUGCAGUAGCCAUAACUGUGCAUCCCAUUUUACGGGCUCAGAAAUUGCACUAAGAGUCUUUCCCAGCUACUUCUAAGUUGAACUCAGACAGUACUCAUGCAAAUAAACUCACCUGAGUGUGAGCUAAAGUCAUUAUUUUCCAGCUCCCCUGCAAAAUUUUUGGUUACCUUCUCAAAAAGGGAACAAGACCAAACUGUAGAGGCUAAACUGUAAAGGAAGUAGUAUCUGUUUUCACCUGUCAAUCUGUAGUGGUAUAGAACAGAGGAAAUAUUUUUUUUGCAUCUGUAAGUCAAGUACGUCAUCCCUUGUUCUACACGCAGGCCUAGUGAGACAGCUAGAGAAGUAAGACAGAGAACAGGAUGCCAGCUUUCCAGUAAUACAGCAAGAGCCCCAAACCAUUUCUUCCUCUUAAACAACAGCUGCUGAUAAAGCCACCAGACACUGCACAGUCUUUCAUUUUACCGGGAUACUUAAUGAUGCUGGGCCUCUCCCAGGCUGCGUGGGCUCAGCAACAUGCCUAAGGGAAGAGCUGUGUUGAGGAAACAGCCCUGCCCUGCUCUAGUCCCCUGCAAGCUCUGGCAAAAAGUGAGACAGGAGACUGACAGCAGUGCCCCAAAAAGGAACUGGUAACAGAGUAAUAACCACAGGGUGUUUGUGCCCAGAUAUACCAUGGUCCCGAAGUGAUCCUGAACAGAUUUGGCUCUAGAAGUCAAUAAUAACAAUAAUAUUAUAUAUAUAUAUGUGUGUGUAUAUAUAUAUAUAUUUAAAGUACAUUUAUAGUUGCAAAAUCAAAACAUAACCUUGUAUCCUAAAGUUAGGGAGAGUUAGCAUUUGUGGUACAAAAAUGCUUCUUUCUAAGAACAGCAGUUCAUUCUGGGGAGGAAUAAGGAAAGUGGUUUAAAAUAAUUUCUCGCCUCAGAAACAGUAAGUGUGUUGUCUUGCAUUGGUGAACUGUGGGUAUGUUUAAAAUUGGGCAUGUCUGUUUUACAAAUGGGUCUUAGUCAGUCUCUGACAUGAUAUGAAGCAAAGGCUGCUUGGUAAUGGAAAGCUUCUAUUAAAAACAUCUUCUGGGACUUUGCAAUCCAUUAUUGUAAUCUGUUGGUAUAAAAUAGUAUUUUUAAUGAGAACUGCUGAGAUGAUAGAAAACCUUUACAGUUUUGUACUUUAGUAUCCUUGGAAAAACAGAGUCAGGCAUUACAAAUUAUUAUGCUGGAUUGAUUGCAAAUGUGAAUGCUCUAUUCUAACUUGGCAUUAAACCACUGCAUUUCUUCUGUAUGUGACACUUUCUUAAAUGACCAACUUCUCAUUUCCUUUUGUUAAACGAUGUUUCCAUCUUAGACACAGCUUCACCUCGUAUCGGAGCCUUCUGUGCAAUUACAAUAGUACACAUGCCAAAAGAAUCUCA
Oxyura jamaicensis (ruddy duck) is the source of this 6108-nucleotide messenger RNA. It is a transcript of the gene TBXAS1, whose product is annotated as thromboxane A synthase 1. Gene Ontology annotation, molecular function: oxidoreductase activity, acting on paired donors, with incorporation or reduction of molecular oxygen; heme binding; iron ion binding. The transcript has 15 exons. The record is from RefSeq and is a predicted model, not a curated record. NCBI's taxonomy places the organism in Eukaryota, Metazoa, Chordata, Aves, Anseriformes, Anatidae. The coding region runs from base 712 to 2319 and encodes 535 amino acids.